GCUUGUCCGACGAAUUAUUACACGGUAUCUACGGAAAUCAAACGUUUUGAUUGCCUGCUUGCUUGCCUGCUGGUUUUUCCUUUCCUUCACAUCUGCUCCAGCAAGCACUUCAAAGCAGCAGUGUAUCACUGGGAUUUAAUGUCCUCCGUCCUUUUCAGUUCAAGUCUGCUUGUAUUCUAACAAUCAAGAUUAUUACCCCUCAGGACGGAUUCGCUGUAUAAUUUAUACGCUGCCAGGGUAUAAGCCCUCACACUCUUUUACUCCUCGUCAUGUCUUCCGCUCGACAUUGGUUUUCAAAACGUGUCACAACUCCAAAAUCUCCUACUUCCAAUGACUUUGGCCGCUCAGCAGUACCAACUGAAAAAUUCCCGGUGCAUGUCGAGAAUUCAAUGCCCUCUGAUAGCUUCAAAUUCAUCCCUUUUGCGUCUGUAAUGGGCAGAAAGUCCAAAAAGUCGCGUCCAACUUUAGCUAUUCCUGAUUCUCCAGUACCACCCCUCGUUUCUGCCCCUACAGUCUAUUCGAAUCCUGACCAGUACACUAAUAGACCUCCCGCCAAAUCUAUUUCAUCUACUAUCCGCUCUGGAGACGACUCCUUUGAACCUAGGACCCCACCUGAUGUCCAGAAAGAUCGUGUUUCAUUUCCCCGCUCAGUUUUGACACUAUCGGACCCUGAUCCUUUCGCAUCAGGCGGUAUCUCUGUGCCCCGAAGCAUCUUAGACCGGGGUAACAUGUCUGUUUACUCCAACACUUCAGCACAUGGUGUAGUUUCAAAUAAAGACGAAGUCGAUUUUUUGCAACAUCCAUCACAUCUCUCGAUGUCCUCACAGUCUCACAGUGACAGUCGCAAUGCGACACCAUCGCUGGAAUCUACUGGGCCUUCUCCUAUAGCAGACGGUCAGGGCACGUCGCCUAGUAGAGAAACAUUCAUGAGAAACGAGAUAAUAGACAGUCAAAAAAUCCUAGAAGGCCCUGUGCAUUGCAGUCCUUUGGAUGUACCCUUUCAACCUCCGCUGUCAAAGCAAUCAUCUGCGGUAACCUUGACUGAUCAAAGUCACAAAGGUUCCCCAGAUUUUCCUGCUGUGGCUGUACGAUCCACAAUGUGUCGAGGGGGCUAUACAGCGCCCAGCCCGUUCCAGGCUGCGAGUACCGUGUCUCAGCCUCGAAAAGGAUCCACUCCUCCCUCCACCGAGGUAUACGUUCGCUCUCGUACCCUCAGUCGUCAGCAAUCCACCUCUCGUCCUGCUCCGGCUCGUGAACUUCCCCCACCUCCUAUAAUGUCACACGUCACAUCCGACCCCGCCGACGACGGUGCCGAAGAUAGAUUCCCGUUAUCGGCGGAUGGGAGUUCUUCUUCCGGCAUAUCGUGUGCUUCACCCACCUGGCGAAUCCAAGACCUGGCGAUGGAGGACAUUAAUAAUCAACGUUAUAAAGUGAUUAGCCUAGGCUUUGAUCAUGACUUCGGAACUCAGCAUCAACUGGUAAAGGAGUCGAGCCGCAUUCAUGCCAGGAACACCACAGAAUCGCCUCCACCACCGCUAGCUUUCCACCAGCUGAAGAAGUCUAUGUCGCAUUCAACCCUGCAAAAGGCUAAAUCGGGCUCCGGCGGUACGCAAGAAUUCUUUAAAGGAGACAAGGGGUUGAAAAAACAAUACUCCUUCCAUCGUUCACAAGCUCACACAUCCCCUACGUCUACGCCAGCCUCCCCUUCCACACCAUCCGAUUACGAUCCUUUAUUUGCUGAAAGUCGUAUACCACCGCUCCCACAUCCUCACACUGUCGUGCGAAAACGUAUGUUUUCAGGCUCUAGGAAACCGUCAACAAUAAUCACAGAUGAAGAUUUACGCUCGGUAUUCAGUCUUCCAACAGAAGCAGGACGCUCCCACUUAGCAUCGCCCAGAGGUGUUGUAUCCCUGCUCGAUGAGCCUUCUUCAGAUCCGCUUGCAUCGGACAUAUUUUACCCAGCUGCGGAGUUUUCCCCGCAAUAUAUUAUGUCCCCCGCGGAAAUGUUGAAGAUGGAGGCAAUUGUGCAGGGUGAAUUUGACGCAAAGUACGGAGAGGCUCUACGAAAUCCCCAGCGUGCCACGUUUGCAUCGACGCCUAUGUAUGGUACUAUGUACAGGAAAGAAGGCCUGAAGACGGCUCUGUCGUCUGUUCCGCGUUUGGCUCCUACUCGCAGCAUAUCAAAUGUUUCCAAAGGCCCCACACCUACAUCAGUUCCACGUCCCUCCACUGCACAAACGGCUUCUUCAACGUCGACGUCCCGAUUAUCAUCUACCAAAGCUGGUCUAUCGCCCCCACACCGUCCACGAGCUCGUCCACAUACCGCUGAAACGAUGUAUCAUGAAGACCUAUUUAGCAGACGAUCAAGCAAUGUCCCAUUCAUCCCUCUAUCGCCCCCGCCGCGGCGCCCAAAGUGUGCAAUUGCAAUUCAAAUGCCAUUGCUCGUGGGCGACACAACGGUACCGCAGCGAUCCGUAAUUAGGAAACCCUCCUUCCUGGACAUUGCAGAUGACGCUAAUUGUUGUGAAGGCAGCUUCCUGGAUUUUGACAGCGGCAAAGAGUCUUUUGAUCUCUCCCGGGACUUCGACUGACGAAGAUGGGGAUUGUAUCCCCAUUCGAUGCAGCCCUUUUCCCGAUAGACACGUUCUUUUAAACCGAUCAAUUAUUCAGUCCAUUAUUCUUACGCUACUUACACUACUGCUCGAAUAUUAAUAUACUGACAUUUCAACACAUUGUUUUAGUAGUUUAAGUCGUACUACAUUUCGCUCCCUCGUCAUUACCCCUAACAACCACUUAUAUCAACGGUCUGUGUUACCGUCGUUUGCUAGGCACAUGUUUUCGCUUUUUAGAGCGGUAAGAGUGUUCGACCAAUGGCAAACGAA
This is a messenger RNA of Suillus plorans, 2882 nucleotides long. RefSeq lists its product as uncharacterized. Bases 270 to 2591 code for a protein of 773 amino acids. NCBI's taxonomy places the organism in Eukaryota, Fungi, Basidiomycota, Agaricomycetes, Boletales, Suillaceae. The transcript has 2 exons. The record is from RefSeq and is a predicted model, not a curated record.